Messenger RNA from Castor canadensis (American beaver), 2573 nucleotides. It is a transcript of the gene Spib, whose product is annotated as Spi-B transcription factor. Lineage: Eukaryota; Metazoa; Chordata; Mammalia; Rodentia; Castoridae. Gene Ontology annotation, cellular component: nucleus. Gene Ontology annotation, molecular function: DNA-binding transcription factor activity, RNA polymerase II-specific; sequence-specific DNA binding. Gene Ontology annotation, biological process: cell differentiation; regulation of transcription by RNA polymerase II. The record is from RefSeq and is a predicted model, not a curated record.
AUGCUCGCCCUGGAGGCCACACAGCUCGAGGGACCACACUUCAGCUGUCUGCAGUACCCAGAUGGCGUCUUCUAUGACCUGGACAGCUGCAAGCACUCCGGCUAUCCUGACUCACAGGGGACUCCAGACUCUGUGUGGGGCUGGACAGAGGCUCCACCUGUCCCCACCACCCCAUAUGAAGCCUUUGAUCCAGCCUCAGCUGCUUUUGGCCACCCCCAGGCUGUUCAGCUCUGCUAUGGACCUGCCACCUACAGCCCAGUGGGGACCCUUGACCCCAGCCUGGAGGCCCCAGGGCCUGGCCUCCCUGCAUAUCCCACAGAGGACUUCACCAGCCAGACUCCAGGCCCCCUGGCAUAUGCUCCGUACCCCAGCCCUGUGCUGUCGGAGGAGGAAGAUUUGUUGCUGGACAGUCCUGCUCUGGAGGUCUCAGACAGCGAGUCAGAUGAGGCCCUCAUGGCUGGCUCAGAGGAGAGGGGAUCCGAGGCAGGGGCGCGCAAGAAGCUGCGGUUGUACCAGUUCCUGUUGGGGCUCCUGACGCGGGACAUGCGCGAGUGCGUGUGGUGGGUGGAGCCCGGCGCCGGCGUCUUCCAGUUCUCCUCGAAGCACAAGGAGCUCCUGGCGCGCCGCUGGGGGCAGCAGAAGGGCAACCGCAAGCGCAUGACCUACCAGAAGCUGGCGCGGGCGCUGCGCAACUACGCCAAGACCGGCGAGAUCCGCAAGGUCAAGCGCAAGCUCACCUAUCAGUUCGACAGCGCGCUGCUGCCGGCCGCCCGCCGCGCCUGAGCCCACCUGAGCCCACCUGAGCCCUCGUGGGGGGAGGGCAGGGGGCUCUCAGGGGCUCUGCAUCCCUCCCCGGGAGCCCAGCUGGGCGUCCCUGCGUCUUAGGUCAUAGGACCCAUGGAUCCUUGUAUUUGGGGGUGGGGGCUGUCACAAUCCCUAAACCCUGCCACUCUAGGAUUCCCCCAGUUGUGUCUCUGGGAUCCUUUGUUAUGUGCAGGGUCCCCAGGAUCCUCAUGCUUUGGGUCACAGGACCCGCAGACUACUCUCCUGUGUGUUGGGGACAUGGCAGUCUUUCUAGAAUCCCAAACUUUGCUCUUGUGGUAUCUGAGGUUCCCUUCCCCCUCCCCAUCCAGGCCAGGCACCUGUCCGAUCACUUGUGUGUCUGCGAAUUCUCCAUCUCAUCUGCCUGGGGUGGGAGGAACCCACAGAUCACCCCACCAGGAGGGGACGCUGCUGCAACCCUAACCUGGGGGAGGGGGAGUAGGCGCGACUCUCUGGGAUUCUCUUCAUGUGAAUUCUUGGCAGAUCUGAGAUCUCCUACGUCUGGGGCCUUCUGGGAACCCUUUGUCUCAGUUCUCUGUGUCCACUCAUGACUCUUGUCACAUCUGUUCCCCUCCCCCCCAGAUCUCUGUCAUCUUUGAGUCCCCUUAUUUUCUGGAACCACUCUUGCCUUUACUCUUUUCUAUGACUGAAAUUCUCCAGUCACAACUAGGGCUCCUUUGGGAUCCUUUUGUCAUAUCUGAAAUGACUCGUCAAGUCUGAGGUGGGGUGAAGUUUCAGUGAAUCUUAGUUUGGGUCCCUUUUGGGUAUCUUUGUCCAAUCUGGAAUGUCUCCGUCACAUCUGAGGCCCCCGGGUCCCUUCAGGGCUCACCAGCAGCUCCAAGUUCUCAGGGGGACCCAGCCAUUUUGAGGCCCCCCAUUUUGGGGGUCAUUCACUGAGGACUGCCACUGCACUGAUUUCUAGGUAACCAUAGCAAAUUCUCCCCCCCCACACACCAUGUCAUUUAUGAUCAAAGGUCUAAAGCUGUCCAUCCCCACCCCCUGCCGGGCACAGUUGGUCCCUCUUGGUGUUUUAAUACACUGAGGUGGAAAAUCUGAAUUAACAGCCGACCUUUCAAACUAAGGAAAUUUUACAUAAUCCAGAUUUCUGACUCCCCCUGAAACUUUGGUUGACCCUGUGACAGUGGGCCAACUUUAGGGUGUGGAGAGCCUGAAGCAGGACAGUGUCUCCACCUCCCAUUGUAAUGGGGAAUUUGUUCUCCAGUCUGUCCCUGUCCCUGCCAUGCCUGGUGUCUCACCCCAGUGCCUUUUCUUCACUGCCUGUUUGGUCCCAAGCACUCGUGUAUCAAUCCGUGUAAAUCCAGCUGGAGCUGAAGCUGGCAUGAACUAUGGGAGCUCUCCGUGGGACCCCAGGAGUCAGAGGUCCAAGGCUUUAAGCCUGGAUGGGUUAGGUGAUCCAGGCCUCAGUUGGAACUCUUGAGAAAGGGGGAGAAGAGGAGGUGGACAUCAAAAAGCCCUUACAGCUCGGUUGAGCCUGGAACACAUCUGAAAACUAGUCUCGUGGGUCGCCAGGGGGAGGAGGAAGGAGCAUCAGGACCCAGAGGGGCGAGAGGUGCGCGUGGGGCUGGUCCUAGGCUGGGGCUUGCCCUCAAGAGAAGGGGAAAAGAGGGAGGAGUGCAAAAUGUCCUCUCCAGGGUCUUCUUCUACACAGAUAUUUUCUGUAAAGCUAUCAUCAUUGCUCUAAAUAUGGAACAAAAUAAAAUAAAACAAGAAAUCAAGGCUACGAAUGUCCU